Ceutorhynchus assimilis (cabbage seed weevil) is the source of this 1498-nucleotide messenger RNA. The record is from the annotation of a GenBank genome assembly. Lineage: Eukaryota; Metazoa; Arthropoda; Insecta; Coleoptera; Curculionidae.
AAAAUAAGCAAAAUAAAAACAAAUAUGCACAUUGCAUUUAUUUUAAUAAAUUUCUAAAAUAAUUGCCCCCUUAAUUAUUAAUUAGUGUUAAGCCCCCUAAAAGCUCGAAUUCUAGAAUGGAUUUUGCCAAAAAGCAACUGGAAAAAUACGGCUGGAGUGAAGGUAAAGGCCUGGGCCGAAAAGAAGACGGCAUAUCGGCCCCCUUGAAGGCUCAAGUAAAAUUGGACAAUUUGGGCGUAGGUUACGAUGUUGGGGAAGAAUUUACCAACAAGUGGUGGGAAAGGGUAUACAAUAGUGCCGCCGAAAACAUUGCCAUGAAAGUGGACGACAACAAUGACGUAAAACUACAAAUAAAAGACAAAAACUCUGUUGAAAUAACCACAAAAUCUUAUUCAGUUAAAAAUUUCAAAAAGAAUAAUUCUUUGGAGUAUGGGACUUUUAUCAAAGUCUCAAAAUUGACCGAACAAGGCACUGAAAACUAUAAAACUAAAUUUGAACCAUUGAAGUUACCAACUCAUGUGGAACUCAGUGACGAGAAAUUAUUUGCUGCUUGCGGUGGCAGAACUGCACACAAAGGGGCCAGGCACGGUUUGACAUUAAGCGGAAAACUGUCUAGAGUUGAGAAACAAGAAAAAUUGCUGUCAAAACAAAUGAAAAGGGUCUCUUUGGAUGAAACCUCCAGCAGCAAAGUAGAAAAAAAACUAAAAAAAUUGAAAAAACAAAAACCCAAAGAGGCAAUAGUUGAAAAAUACACCCCUAUUGACCUGGAUGUGAGUUCUACUAGCACUUCAAGUACCUCAAUAAAAUCUUCAAUGAAAAAGAAAAAGAAAAACAAAAAACUAAAACAUGUUUCAUUCAAUGAUAAUGUAACUGUACAAGUUUGCAAUAAGGAUUUAGAUACGAGUAUUGACAGUGAAGGUUCAGCUUCAGUAAAAGACGAAAACGACGGUUCAGAUGAAGGCAUCGAUUUGGAAAACAACAAUAUCAAUGUUGAAGAUAAUCAAAAAGCUUUUGAAGAGGCCCGAUUAAAUUUCAGCGACUUAUCAAAAGCUGAAAGGAAGAAACUCAAAAAGAAGCGCGAUUUCGAUGCAAAAUUGAAAUCAGCCACUACAGUGCUCAUGAAAAAUGCCAAAGAGUUCCAAGAAAUGUUGAACAAAAAAAGGAAGUAUUUGGAGGAGCAAGAAGGAGUUAAUUCGGACAAGCACAAGAAGGAAUGCAAGAAAAGGAAGGCUAGGAAAAAUGCAGAGGAAAAUGCUAUAAGUAGUAUUUCUAGGUCGUUGGAAGGCUCUUGCCGCAUUUCUGAAAGUGAUUAGGAUAAUAUUAUGUAAUUUUUAUUUGUUUAAAUAUUUAGUUUGUAGAAAUAGGUAAAAUAAUUUUUGAGUUUUUGAAUUAUUAUUAUUUUUUGUUUAUUCUUAUAGGGGUUGUUUGGAUUUUGGCUAAUAAUUGUACAUACAUAAUUUGAAUCGAAAAAUAAAUAAAAUCAGUUUCGGUUGGUGAA